UUAUGUAAAAAUUAUGAUCCUAAAAAUCUAAAAAAAGAAGACUCAUAUGAUUAUUAUGUACAUUAUGAAGAUUAAAACAGACGUAUGGAUGAGUGGGUAUAAAUAAAUAGAAUUAGGUUAUUAGAUGAAUUAAUACCAGACGAAACUAAAAAACACCAUAAACAAAAAAACGAUUUUAACGAAUAUAAUGAACAUGAAGGUUUCGACUAAGAUUUAUUAAACGAGCAUUUAGAAAUAACAAAAAUAAAGACAAUAAGUAGUGUAUAAAUAGGCAAAAAUAAAAUGGAUUCAUGGUAUUAUUCCCCAUUUCCAGCAAAUUAUUAAAACUAAGACAUUUUAUAUUUUUGUGAAUUUUGCAUGAAUUUUUUCCUUUCCCCGCAUGAAUUAUAACGCCAUUCAUAAAAAUGCAUAUUAAAAAAUCCUCCAGGAGAUGAAAUAUACAGAGAUGAUGCCGGACCAAUAAGUAUUAGUAUGUUUGAAGUCGAUGGAAAGAAAAAUCCAGUAUAUGCAGAAAACCUAUCAUAUUUUUCAAAGCUUUUUUUAGACCAUAAAAAUUUAUAUUGGAAUAUGGACCCUUUUCUAUUUUAUAUUUUAUGCGAAAACGACUCCGAAGGAUCCCAUAUUGUCGGUUAUUUUUCAAAAGAUAAAGACAGUAAAGAAAGUUAUAAUUUAUCGUGCAUUUUAGUUUUCCCAUGUUAUUAAAGAAAAGGAUAUGGAAAAUUCCUUAUUUCUUUUUCCUAUGAACUUUCUAUUAUAGAAGAUAAAAUAGGAACUCCAGAAAGACCUUUGUCAGAUUUGGGAAGAAGAAGCUAUGAAAACUGGUGGGUUUAAAGAAUUAUUAGAUUUAUUUAGUCAAAGCCUAAAGAUUUCUAGUUCUCAGUUGAAGAAAUUACAAAAGGAACUUAUAUUAGAGACUAAGAUGUCAUUUGGACUCUUGAAUAAAAAGGACUUAUUAAAUAUGUUAAUUCUUAAUCUGUUUUAUGUACUGAUGAUAUUUUUUUAAAUAAAGUUUAUAACGAAGCUGGAAAUCCAGGUGUUUUGGUUAAACCUAUGAAUAUUCAUUGGAUACCUUAUAGAUUAUAAUGGAAUAAAGAUGUUAAUGUUAAAUUUCCUGAGUAUGAUCCCAUUGAAGGGAGUAAUUAUACGUUUGUGACUAAAUAAGUUAAUGGUUAACUAUAGAAAAAAACUCCAAAAAAAGAUAAGAAAAUUAAUUAAGAUCAUAUUAAUAA
Ichthyophthirius multifiliis is the source of this 1229-nucleotide messenger RNA. RefSeq lists its product as hypothetical. The record is from RefSeq and is a predicted model, not a curated record. Lineage: Eukaryota; Ciliophora; Oligohymenophorea; Hymenostomatida. The transcript is spliced from 2 exons.